AUGGUUCAUCAUUCACAUAAGUCAAAUAUAUCUCUACAAGGUCCUUCGAGAUCACAUACAGCACUUCCCAGUGCUAUGAAUUCAGCUGUAAAUGCAGAAGAUUCCUUAUAUCAUGUCUGUGAUUUGACACGUCGUAGGCUGGGACAUUUACCUCAAUUACAACCUUAUUUGAAUUUAGCAUACUCUUCAAGUGAAUUGCUAAGUGAAAGGCAAUCUCUAUUCUUGUCACAGAAACAGCAACAGCAUAAAACAUCGGGCCACCAUAGCGUCAAUUCUGUUUCCUCGAUUGAUAAUACCCCUAGUCAUGCUGGAACAACCUCUACAUUAAGAUCGAGUGCAAUAUCAGGUAGUAGUCUAAAUUCCUUAGAUGGUGUCACUUAUACUACGUCAAAUUCAAUUCCAAAUAAUGGUUCUCCAACUAAUGGUAAUAGUGAAGAAGCCCUAUUAACUUACAGCAUGGGUAUUUUACCUAUUUCUAUGGAUUGUGAUCCUGUAACUCAAUUAUCUCAAUUAUUCCAACAAGGUUCUCCAUUAUGCAUUGUUUUCAAUGCCGUUAAACCACAAUAUAAACUUCCAAUCGUUUCAUCUGAUGAUCUAAAGAUUUGUAAGAAAUCCAUAUAUGAUUUCAUAUUAGGCUGUAAAGAACAUUUUGCAUUUACUGAUGAAGAAUUAUUUACGAUAUCAGAUGUAUUUUCUAAUACAACUGGUCAUUUAAUAAAAGUCUUAGAUGUUGUAAAAACAUUAUUGGAUUCAGCACCUGAAAUAUUCCCAUCUUUGGAAAGUGUCAUAAAGGAAAGAGAUCAUGAAGAAGAAGAAUUGAAAUUAAAACGUAGUACAUCAUCAAGUAACGAAUAUUUUAAAAUUAUGAGAGAAUUUGUUCAAACAGAAAGAAAAUAUGUUCAUGAUUUAGAAAUCUUGGAUGAAUAUAAACAACAACUGUUGGAUAAUAAUAUGAUCACAUCAGAGGAACUGUAUAUGUUAUUCCCCAAUUUAUCAGAAGCAUUAGAUUUCCAGAGAAGAUUCCUCGUAUCUAUUGAGAUUAAUAUAUUAGCAGAUCCAUCAAGACAAAGAUUAGGUGCGCUGUUCAUGCAUUCGAAGCCAUAUUUUAAACUGUAUGAACCUUGGUCAAUUAAUCAGAAUGCAACUAUUGAUUUUUUGACUGCAAACUUAGAGAAAAUUAAUGAUGUUUCCUUUGUCAUUGCAAAUAAAUUAGAAUUGCAGUCAUUUCUUUAUAAACCUGUUCAAAGACUUUGUAGGUAUCCUCUGUUAUUAAAGGAACUAUUAAAUGCAUGCCGAGCCCAGAGUAAUAGUGUUAAAGAGUUAGAAAUGGCUUUAGAUAUUGCUAAGAGUAUUGCAAGAAGUAUUAAUGAGAAUCAAAGACGUACAGAAAAUCAUGAAGUUGUCAAAAAAUUAUAUAAUAGAGUGGUUAAUUGGAAAGGUUAUAAAAUCAGCAAAUUUGGGGAAUUAUUAUAUUUUGAUAAAGUUCAAAUCUCAACAAGUAAUACAUCUGAAGUUGAACGUGAAUUUAAUGUUUAUCUUUUUGAAAAAAUUAUUAUUUUAUUUUCAGAAAUAUUUCAAAAGAAAUCGAAUUCAUUAAGUUUAAAGACUAAAAAACAUUUAAAUACGGCCUCAAGUUUAAGUUUAUCCACUACUCAUACAAAUUCAAGUCAAACUGGUAGCAUUCAUAGCGUUACUGAACCAAAAUUAGAUUUAAGGGGGAGAAUCAUGAUUAUUAAUUUAAAUUCUGUUAAUCCGCAAAGUACACAUUCAUUAAGUAUUACCUGGGAAUCUCCAAAAGAACAGGGUAAUUUUAUAUUAAAGUUCAAAAAUGAAGAAAUUAGAGAUAAUUGGUCUUCAUGUCUAAAAGCACUUGUAAGAAGAGUUAGAAGUGAAUCUUUUAGAAGUACUCGUAGUAGUAAUGGAUCCAAUUUUUCAUCAUCACCAAAUAAAGCUAGACACACACAUAAUAGUAUUUCAAAUAUUUCUAGUCCCAAAAGUAAGCAUAUAUCCGAUGUUUUACCAAAACAUCGUUCAUCACAAUUAGAAAAUGAUUCAAGAGUAAUUUCUGAAACCUAUAAAAAUUCUAUACCAGAAGGAUUUUUAUUAAUAAGGAUAGCAUAUAACGCAGAUUUUUAUUCUAUUUUGAUUGACAUUAAUUCAUCAAUUGAUCAUUUAUUACAAAAUAUAAAGCGCAAAUUAAAUCAUGCGGGAGCAGUUACUAAGGUGAAAUAUCAAGAUGAAGAUGGUGAUUACAUCAUGUUAGAAUCUGAUGAAGAUUGGAAUGUUGCCAAAGAUAUGUUAAAAGAAAAUAAUGAGCUUGUAUUGAAUGUCUGGGCAUAUUCAUAA
Henningerozyma blattae CBS 6284 is the source of this 2346-nucleotide messenger RNA. It is a transcript of the gene CDC24, whose product is annotated as Rho family guanine nucleotide exchange factor CDC24. Lineage: Eukaryota; Fungi; Ascomycota; Saccharomycetes; Saccharomycetales; Saccharomycetaceae. Gene Ontology annotation, molecular function: protein binding; guanyl-nucleotide exchange factor activity. Gene Ontology annotation, cellular component: division septum; nucleus; cytoplasm. Bases 1 to 2346 code for a protein of 781 amino acids. Gene Ontology annotation, biological process: establishment of cell polarity; septin ring organization. The record is from RefSeq and is a predicted model, not a curated record. The transcript has a single exon.